Messenger RNA from Myotis lucifugus (little brown bat), 3034 nucleotides. It is a transcript of the gene MLIP, whose product is annotated as muscular LMNA interacting protein. The transcript has 15 exons. Lineage: Eukaryota; Metazoa; Chordata; Mammalia; Chiroptera; Vespertilionidae. Bases 1 to 2901 code for a protein of 966 amino acids. The record is from RefSeq and is a predicted model, not a curated record. Gene Ontology annotation, molecular function: transcription corepressor activity; lamin binding. Gene Ontology annotation, biological process: negative regulation of transcription by RNA polymerase II. Gene Ontology annotation, cellular component: sarcolemma; nuclear envelope; PML body.
AUGUCGGUCCCAAGCACACUCGUGAGACAACCGCCCAUUCAGUCCAUGCUGGCGCCGUCCUGGUUCACAAGGAGAAAGAGUGUGAUUUUUAAAUUGCUCCAGAAGAGACAACUAAAUGGAGAUGCAUCCAGGCUCACUGAUUGGCAUGUGGCACAAGACUCCGUGCGCAGCUGGUACCUUGGAUUUGAAUGUACUGUCUCUUCUGGUGAUUCUGGAGCCAAACCUCUGAUCUUCACAUUUGUCCCCACUGUCAGAAGACUACCAACCCACUCUCAGUUGGCUGACACCUCUAAAUUCCUUGUUAAAAUUCCUGAGGAACCAAGUGAUAAGAAUCCAGAAACUGUAAAUAGGUCUAAUUUCAGUGAGUACUUGACCUUGAAAGCUGGGAGCCAACAGCAGAGAGACGGAGGGGCAUUGACUUAUCCUUCAGAGGUCAGCGGAAAGAUAGCACAAGUAAGGGAAUUUAAAGUGAACGAACCCCAAGGAAUGCAGCAAAGUGGCCUCUUCAAAGCUGAAUAUGUCUUUAUUGUGGACUCUGAAGGGGAAGAUGAAGCUACAAGCAGAAAAGUUGAACAAAGCCCCCCAGGGGGGAUGGGCACCACAGCUACUCGGCCUACAUCUCUAGCAAUCUCCUCCAGUCUGGUCUCUGAUGUGGUGCGUCCCAAAACAAGGGCAACAAACCUCCAGGCCCCAUCACAUCCUGAAAUGCCUCAUGGGAUGGCUUCUCAACAAAAGCAUGGGCAGUCAACUUCUUCUUCCACUACCUCUGAGCAGCUUGCCUGUAAACCACCUGCUUUCUCCUUUGUUUCUCCAACUAAUCAGAAAGCACCACCUGACCCCGCUAAGCUCGGCGGGGCCUCUGCCCUAGAGGAGUUCCACACUAGGAGGCUGGACGCCAGUGGGGCCUUGGUGGAAGAAACAGCUUCGUAUUUUCAAACUUCCACUCACUCGUCACCCUUUUUUGCAUCGAAAGGCACCUCCUCGACGUUUCAGUUUCCCCAUUCCACUCAGUUAUCAGGUUCUAAUUUGUCCAGUCCCAGUGAAGCAGAUCAAAAACCUGGACGGACAUUGGAAGUUCUGAAGAAGACAGCGUCAGCCUCACAUGUCCUUAGCUCUGGAGAAAGUCUGCGACCCUCUUCUCCUCCACCGUCCUCCAGUGCUUCUCUGAAGUCGAAUUCAGCCUCAUACUUACCAGUCCGUAUUGUCAUGCAUUCACUCUCUCCAAGUCCAAAGCCAUUUACUUCCUCUCUCCAUGGCUCUUCUUCCACUCUCUGUAGCCCAAUGUCUUCUAGUGGAAAUCUCUCAAGGUCAGGGGUGAAAUCCCUGGUGCCCUCUCGGCUUUCUCUUCUCACUGCCAUCCUCAAGUCAAACCCUUCUCACCAGAGACCCUUGUCCCCUGCAUCCUGUCCCACUUUCUCUCUCAACUCCCUGGCUUCGUCCACACUCACACUUGAUCAAAAAGCAAAGCAAGCCCCAUCCACACCUAAAAAAUCUCUCUCCAGUUGCUCACUGAGCACCAGGUCUCCUGGGCAAAGGGAACACCAGGAUUCUGAAUUUAGCCAGCCAUCCUUUCACUUACCUUUUUUCACCCAAUCUGCUCCCCUUCCUCAGGCACACCCCCUUUCUCCCACAAAACAUGAAAGUAGUAGCCUUGCUUCUUUGAAUGUAGAGAAGACACCAUCACCCACUUCUUUAAAGAGUAAUUCAAUCCCCUCCCUGCUGCAAACAACAUCGAGUCCUGUAGGUCUUCCUCCUGCUUCACAAAGAUUUUAUCCUUUUUCUUGGAAGAGCAAAAGGGAUGCUGACCUCAGGGGUCCAGAAAAGCCCAGGGAUAUUUACACAUAUCCUUCUGCAUCAGCCUCCUCUAUGUUACCGUCUGCAUUUCCCACUAACCAAAGAGCCACACUCUCCUCUCCAGGGGAAAGUUUCCAUCCUUCCCCAGUUCUUUCAGACCUGCUACACAGAUCCCAGAGAGCAGCACCACAGCUCUCUGGCCAAGGGCAGAAUCCUUCUGCUCCUACUUCACCGCCUGUCUCCAGUGCCAGCUCUGCCUCUCUUCCCAAAUUGGGGUCCUCCCCUCCCCCUCAUGCUAAUCUUCCCACUCGGGCACCCCAGCUCAGUCCUUCCGCACUGCACCCAAAUUGUGGCAGUGGCACCUUACCUUCAAGAUUUGGGAAAUCGGAAAGCUCAAUAUCUGACCACAGGUCAUCUGUUUCGACCCCAUCACCUUCCACCUCUCUAACAAGAACCAAGGAGCGGUUUUCACCUUGUGCAUUUUCCAUGCCAACAGACCCUGAGAAUAAGAAACCCAAGCAAUACAAGACCAGUUCAAGCUACAAGGCUUUUGCAGCAAUCCCUACCAACACGUUGCUUUUGGAACAGAAGGCACUAGAUGAACCGGCCAAAACUGAAAACAUCUCCAAGGACAACACAUUAGACCCACCUCUGGAGUUUUGUUUCCCUGCACAGCUCAGGCAGCAAACUGAAGAGCUCUGUGCUACCAUUGAUAAGGUCUUACAGGAUUCCUUGUCUAUGCAUUCUUCUGGUUCUCCUUCAAGUUCUCUACAGAAAUUGUUGGGUUCUGACACUACCAAAACACCUACAACUGUUCCGAGAUCAGCUGGUCGAGAAACCAAAUAUGCAAACCUCUCUUCACCAUCAUCUACAGUAUCUGAGAGUCAGCUGACUAAACCUGGAGUAAUUCGCCCGGUACCUGUAAAAUCCAAAAUAUUAUUGAAAAAAGAGGAGGAUGACUAUGAACCCAACCCUUUCAGUAAAUAUCUGGAAGAUAACAGUGACCUCUUUUCUGAGCAGCUGAGUCAUCCAAUGGUGACUAUUCCUGAACAUGAGACUCUUGAUUCCAAAGAGAUGAGGAAACUGAGGCUGAGGGAAGUCAGCUAAAGCCAAAUAGCUGGAAACUGUCUGCACAAUCAGGAAUCCAGAUCUGACUGCCUGAAGCCUGUGCUCUUAAGCCCUCUGCUGUACCCUAUCUGGCUAUCUUCCUUUCUAUCUGUAUUAUCUAAUUCUGUCUCCC